Messenger RNA from Aureobasidium subglaciale EXF-2481, 1803 nucleotides. RefSeq lists its product as uncharacterized. The record is from RefSeq and is a predicted model, not a curated record. The coding region runs from base 382 to 1605 and encodes 407 amino acids. Gene Ontology annotation, molecular function: transmembrane transporter activity. NCBI's taxonomy places the organism in Eukaryota, Fungi, Ascomycota, Dothideomycetes, Dothideales, Saccotheciaceae. Gene Ontology annotation, biological process: transmembrane transport. The transcript is spliced from 3 exons.
GCUGAAUCAAAACAGGUACAGAGUUGAUGCUUGGCCUAAACCCUUGGAGAACUCAAAAUGUUUCCGCCAGGCACGUCCGAGCGAUCUCCGAGAUCUUAGGACGCCUCCAGAGACGACUAGACAACUCCUUCGGUCUAAACCGCUUCGAGUAUAUCAAAAACAUCCAAUGUGCGGUUGCAGUUGCAUGAAUCGAUGAUAGAACACCCGACAAGGAGUUAUCUCGCAAACAUGCUGUUUCUCAUAAAUGGAGGGCUCGGGUAUAUAAAUGCCUAUUCAUCCCAUCCAGUAAAUGCUGCGAUAUCAAAGACACUCAGUCAUUGAAGACCAUCUCUGUUCUGGUCAAUUUACUUGUAUUGAACGGCUCAGAUCCACGCUGCAAACAUGUCGACAUAUACAUCAAGGACUCCAAGUAGUACCUCGACACUCCAUCACCUCGAUGCAAGUCACGAACCUAAGCCGGAACUGGAAGAGACAUCAGGGAUCAACAGCAGAGGACAUGCCGCAAGUUCCAUCGAUGCAGAUCCAUUGGAACUACCCUAUCGUACACUUACCGAAAAUGCCGACAUGGCAGAAUAUACAACCGAGACUGCCACAGGAACGAUAACCCGAAAGGUCACCUCCAACAAGACCGGAAAGACCGAGGACUAUGAGCUUGUCACCUUUACACCAGGCGAUAAGGAGAACCCGAAGAACUGGAGCAAGGCAUACAAAUGGUGGUGUACCAUGGUCGUAGCAAUCACCUGCUUUGCUGUCGCGUUCAAUAGUGCUGUCAUCACUGCGGAUAUGAUCGGCCCUCAGGAGACGUUCGGAAUCAGCGAAGAGGUGGCUCUCCUGACAAUCACUGUCUUCGUCGUAGGGUUUGGUGUAGGCCCCAUGGCAUUUGCUCCUUUCAGCGAGACUUGGGGUCGUCGUCCAGUAUAUGCUAGCACUCUUCUGGUUGCUCUCAUCUUCAUCAUCCCUUGCGCUGUGGCAAAGAAUAUCGGAACAUUGAUCGCCUGUCGAUUGAUCGAUGGCAUAGCAUUUUCAGCACCUAUGGUCCUCGUUGGCGGAACACUUGCUGAUCUCUGGAAAGCCGAAGAAAGAGGUAUUCCAAUGGCUGCCUUUUCUUGUGCACCCUUCAUUGGGCCAGCUAUCGGACCACUGGUAGGAGGUUUUACCUCUGAUCAUCUCGGCUGGCGCUGGUUGUACUGGCUGCAGCUCAUCUUGUCAGGCUUCGUCUACAUCCUCAUUGUUUUUACCGUUCCAGAGACUUAUGCACCCAUCAUUCUUGCAAAGCGAGCCAGGAAGAUGAGGAAGGAUACUGGUGACAGAAAGUAUGUCAGCGAGUCCGAUCUGGACACCCGACCUAUCAGGGAGCGUCUAAGGGUGUUUAUCCUUCGUCCGUUCCAAUUGCUCUUCUGCGAACUCAUCGUCUUCCUCAUCUCACUAUUCAUGAGUGUUCUCUACGGCCUUCUAUACAUGGUGUUUGUUGCGUACCCCGUGGUAUUCCAGGCAAGUACUCCGUUUGUACAUAUAGCGAAGACCAGAGAUCACCAGGUGUCGUUUCGAGACUUUUCGAAGUCUUCGAAUUUCCCCCCAUCACUUUGCGGUAUACGAUGGAAAUAGACCAGAGAUCUUACCAAGAGCGUAUCGAAGUCUCCUGUGAGGCUGAUCUGGUCUAGAACCGUACCGUGUAUCGUGAUAGAUAGGCCUUGGUGGCUGCUGUUGAGGCGAAGGCAAAGGAUACUCAGCCAGCAAAACCGGUCUCAUGUUUAUCCCUCUCGCUAUUGGCGUACUUGGAAGCGCAUUCCUUGCACCCUUGAU